This is a messenger RNA of Priapulus caudatus, 697 nucleotides long. Its product is annotated as motile sperm domain-containing protein 2-like. The transcript has a single exon. NCBI's taxonomy places the organism in Eukaryota, Metazoa, Priapulida, Priapulimorpha, Priapulimorphida, Priapulidae. The record is from RefSeq and is a predicted model, not a curated record. Bases 73 to 642 code for a protein of 189 amino acids.
UUCCGCAGCGACGACCUUUACGCUGGUCUGUUUCUCCGCGCUCGCCACAACGACCUCGAAUUGGCGGUGACGAUGGUUCACGAAUCGCUCGCCUGGCGGCGCUCGUUCGCCAUCGCCGACGUCACCGACGCCGACCUCCUACAAGAGCACCACGACCAGGGCGCCGUCUACCGGCACGGCGUCGACCGAUGCGGGCGCCCCCUGCUGUGGAUGAUCGGUCGCAAGCACCGCAAGAGCUCGGCGCUCGCCACCCACCAGAGGCGCUACCUGGCGGCGCAGUUCGAGCGCUACGCCGCAGCGCACCCUGGCGAGCAGUGCGUCGUCUUGCUGGAUGCCGACGCUACGGGGAUGUCGCAUAUGGACUUUGAUUUCAUCUCGUUCCUGCUUGCCUGCGUGAAGACCUACUACCCGAGCAUCAUGGCCUACAUUCUCAUCUACAAUCUGCCCUGGGUGCUGGAGUUCGCUUGGACGAUCAUCAAAACCUGGCUUCAUCCGAAGGCAGUGGCGAGGGUGAGGUUCGUGCCUCUGAAGGACGUUGGUCAGUAUGUGGAUGAGGAGCAGAGGCCGAAGUACAUGGGUGGGAGCGACGAGUACGUGUACAAGUACGACGGACCAGCGGGGAAGCCAACACCGAAGGCGUGAUGAAGGGGGAGGGAUGAGAAGGAGGGAAGGUGUGGGGCGUGUGUGUGCGUGUGCG